Messenger RNA from Desarmillaria tabescens, 678 nucleotides. RefSeq lists its product as uncharacterized. The coding region runs from base 1 to 678 and encodes 225 amino acids. Lineage: Eukaryota; Fungi; Basidiomycota; Agaricomycetes; Agaricales; Physalacriaceae. The record is from RefSeq and is a predicted model, not a curated record. The transcript has 6 exons.
AUGGUUCGCCAUGUCAGGGCUGUGGACCUGGCCAUUCCUUAUUGGGACCUGGCGCCGUCUUUUACAGCUAAAAAAGAAGCUAAGGAAAAAGAGGCAAAGCUCACGGCCAAGGCGUUGAAGACCAACAAUACCAACACCAGGGAGAAAAAGGUCAAGGUGGAGAAGAAAAAGGAGGACUCAAGUUUUCGUCAAUGCGAUGCCCAAGGGCGAGAAGAGGGAUCUGUCACUGGCACCACUCCAUCACCAAGCACCAUCGAACAUAGCAGAAAAUCUGCAUAUGCCCAGCAGUGCUACAAUUUUGAUCCUACUCAGCCGUACAUCACAGUAGCGGGGCAAGAGAGCGUAAUAGCUGUGCAAUCACCGCCUCCACCUGGAGGAUAUCGGCCGCUUGGAGGUGGCUGGGGAGAUUUUCCGACACCCCCACCGCCAGCUUCUGCUCAUGGGGCAAAGAAUUCUGUCGACGGUACCACAGCUGUUGACCACGGACCCAUGCAGCCGUCCAGCAGUACUUGCAUGCUUGGGCGCAAGACGUUGUUUUCACCUGGCUUUGACCACACUGGUAUAUCGAUGCAGAGUGUAGUGGAGAAACGGUUAUUCAAAAGUACAAGCAAGGAUAACCAACCAGCUCCAUCGGCUAGGCAGGAGCUACGACUGGGACCGCGUUCGCGUUCACGAUGA